Molecule: messenger RNA, 1426 nt
Organism: Glycine soja
Lineage: Eukaryota; Viridiplantae; Streptophyta; Magnoliopsida; Fabales; Fabaceae
Product: putative receptor protein kinase ZmPK1
Exons: 1
Coding region: 149-697 (182 amino acids)
Source: RefSeq, a predicted model, not a curated record
CAACGUGAAUUAUAAGUGGAAUCAUAGUGUUAUUCCAUGGCUAUAAUGUGGUUGAUCCUUGUUUCUCUUGUUAUAUCUCUGCAACUUUCAUCUUCAGAAGUGGACACCAUGCAUCAAGGUCCAUCCUUCUCAGUGGAGGACCCGAAAGAUGUCAUGCUCUCAUAAAAAAAACGGCAUGUUCUCUGCUGGCUUCUAUGCCGUUGGCCAAAACGCAUAUUCCUUUGCUGUUUGGUUCUCCGAACCCUACGGCCAAACUCGAAACGCAACCGUUGUAUGGAUGGCGAACCGUGACCAGCCCGUGAACGGCAAGGACUCAAAGAUUUCGCUACUUCGCAACGGCAAUCUCGCCUUAAACGACGUUGACGAGUCCCUCGUUUGGUACACAAACACCGCUUCACUGUCCUCCUCUGUGCGUCUAUUUUUCGACAACACCGGCAACCUCCUUUUGCAUGAAACGCAGGCUACUGGUGUCGUUUUGUGGCAAAGCUUUGAUUUCCCUACAGAUACCCUUUUACCUCAACAAGUGUUCACGAGACACUCGAAACUUGUCUCUUCUAGAAGUGAGACCAACAUGUCCUCUGGUUUCUACGCCUUGUUCUUCGACAACGACAACAUUUUUUGUCUUCUUUACGAUGGCCCUGAAGUUUCUGGCCUUUACUGGCCAGAUCCUUGGUUGGCAUCUUGGAAUGCUGGAUGAUCCACUUACAACAACAGCAGAGUUGCGGUCAUGGACACGCUCGACAAUUUUAGUUCUUCAGAUGAUUUACACUUUUUGACAUCUGAUUACGGCACUCUGAUCCAAAGAAGAUUGGUCCUUGAUCACGAUGGAAACAUUCACAUUUAUAGUCAGAGACACGGUUGAGAGAAAUGGUCUAUUACGUGGCAAGCCAAAUCAAGACCGUGUAACAUUCAUGGUAUUUGUGGCCCCAAUAGUUUGCGCUCUUAUCAUCAAAAUUCUAGUAUAGAAUGCUCGUCUUCCCGGGUAUAAGUGGAAGAACGAUGCCGAUUGAUCUUAUGGGUGUGAACCCAUAUUCUCUAUGCUUUGCAACAAAACCAUGUCUCGAUUUUUGUAUAUACGCAACGUGGAGUUGUAUGGCUAUGACUAUGCAAUCAUGACCAAUUUCACGCUCAAUUAGUGUCAGGAGUUAUGCCUUGAAUUAUGCAAUUGUAAAGGCAUCCAAUAUCCCUAUGUCUUUUGAACGUGACACUUUGAUACAGUUGAUACUGGGGGUCUGCAAGAAGUAAGGGCUACAAGGCCCAAAAGGAAGAGUGUACCACCAGCUCACUUGAAGGACUAGGUGCAGAAUGGCUAGCAGGAGCAAAACGUGCUAAUAGGAUAGUAGGAUGUUAAAAAGAAUAAUAUUGUUAUUUAGGAUAUUUGUUAUUUGUUUUUAUCCUUUUUGUUACCUUGUGUCUUGUGUUUGGA